Penicillium griseofulvum is the source of this 1005-nucleotide messenger RNA. RefSeq names its product trafficking protein particle complex subunit 13. The record is from RefSeq and is a predicted model, not a curated record. Gene Ontology annotation, cellular component: TRAPPIII protein complex. Lineage: Eukaryota; Fungi; Ascomycota; Eurotiomycetes; Eurotiales; Aspergillaceae. Bases 1 to 1005 code for a protein of 334 amino acids. The transcript has 5 exons.
AUGUCACGUCCGCGGGCUCUGUCGGGCGCUGAUGCCCCGAAGGAACCACAUGCGGUCUCCCUAAAAGUGUUGCGCCUCGCGCGACCGUCCCUUUCCUAUCAAUAUCCCCUCCCGAUGUCUAACAGUAUAAUCUCCACGAAAGCCUCGCUAAGCUGUCCAUCCGGUAACUCCGAUGAUCAGUUCAUUUUAGCGCCUCUUCUUACUUUACCUCCCUCCUUCGGGUCCGUCUACGUCGGGGAAACCUUCGGAUGCACGCUCAGCACGAACAAUGAGAUCGAUGAUGACGACAAUGAGAGAGUCCUUACAUCAGUUCGCAUAGUAGCCGAAAUGCAAACACCUUCGUCAGUCGCAGCACUGGAGCUGGAGCCACCCAGUGACUCUGCAUCAGCAGACGGGCUCAAGAUCGGCGAAUCAUUACAAAAGAUCCUACGGUUUGAUUUGAAGGAGGAAGGAAACCAUAUACUAGCUGUCAGUGUCAGCUAUACAGAGACAAAGAUUGGCUCAGACUCCCAGGCAGCUAGUGGCCGGGUCAGGACCUUCCGCAAGCUAUACCAGUUUGUGGCACAGCCCUGUUUGAGCGUUCGGACCAAGGCAUCCGAACUGCCGCCACUUGAGGUAGAUAAUAAGUCACUCGGUCCGUACGGGAAGACUAGGUUACUCCGGUUUGCCCUGGAGGCACAAUUGGAAAACGUGGGUGAGGGCGCGGUGGUAGUCAAGCAAACAAAACUAAAUCCUAAGCCACCGUUCCAAUCAAAAUCGCUAAAUUGGGAGACGAUGAACCUGGACAUGACGGCACUACCCACACUCAAUCCACGGGAUGUCCUACAAGUAGCAUUUUUGAUGGAACAAGAAGAGGGCCAGAACGAGGGACUUGAAACUCUCCAGAAGGACCUGCGACGGGACGGUCGUGUCACGCUAGGUCAGUUGUCGAUUGAAUGGCGUGGCGCCAUGGGAGACAAGGGGUUCCUGACGACGGGCAACUUAAUGAGCCGGAAACGCACUUGA